Molecule: messenger RNA, 7209 nt
Organism: Plasmopara halstedii
Lineage: Eukaryota; Oomycota; Peronosporomycetes; Peronosporales; Peronosporaceae
Product: Kinetochore component
Exons: 6
Coding region: 1-7209 (2402 amino acids)
Biological process (GO): mitotic spindle assembly checkpoint signaling; protein localization to kinetochore involved in kinetochore assembly; mitotic sister chromatid segregation
Cellular component (GO): cytoplasm; RZZ complex; kinetochore microtubule
Molecular function (GO): small GTPase binding
Source: RefSeq, a predicted model, not a curated record
AUGUCUGUCACUUCUCAACCCUUAGCAUCACCAGCUCUCUCUGUGCCAGCUCAUCAGAAUGAAGAUAAGAAUCAAAACAACAUCAUCUCAGCUCAAUUAUCAACAUCUUUACUGUGGGAAGUAUGUACUGAAACAUCUCAAGUUUCUUCUACAGAAACACCAUGUUUAUCAUCCCAAAAUGUACCGUGGAUCGUUCAUGAGACUCGAAGUGCCAUAGUUUUGGAUAACAGAAUGCAAGUGAAUGUAAUUGACGACAAGGAAUUGAAUCAAAACAUGCAGACAACUAUUCAUUCGAAUAAAAAGGUCCAGACAAUAGCACUAAGUGCUUCUGGAAUAGUUCUCGCAAUUGUAGAUGUUACAGCGAUGGUUUCUCUCUACAAUAGCAACGGGACACUUUUGCUCGAAUACCAACUUGAUCUUGAUGUCUCCGAUACAGUUGUCUCGAUGAAUUUAAUGUCAUUACACUAUAGCGAAAGCUCAAGUGAGAUUUUUAAACUAGUGAUAGUAUCAAAGCAUGGAAUUUUAUUGGAAUUGGGUGAUUUUCGACUUACUGAGCUCGAACUAUUAGCAGCAGAGAAGCUUCAAAACGGUCGAAAAGAGAUUCUUGAUACACUUUGCUGUAAUCGAAUAAGUGCAGAUUGUCUUAAGGAUGGUGCGCCAUCGUGUAUACUGGUACAUCAAUUUCAGUCGGUAAAUUAUGUAAUUUUAGGAAACCAUGGAGGAUUUAUAAGCGUGUGGAAAUCGAAAGAAUGUGAGAGGAACUUUGAGAAAGUUGCAGUAAGUUUUAAGUCAGGUAUUGUUGACGCCAUGGACUUUGAUACGAACUACAGCACACUUGUGAUUCUUUGUGACGGAAAAUUGUCGUGGUGGCACUGGCGUGACAGUCUGACCGAGUUGUUCGAGGCAAAUAUUACUCGGAUCGUAAGCUUUGCUAUUCUUAAAGGUUGUGGAGAGAACAAACACGAGGAGAUAUCACGACUUGCUGUUGCAAGAUCGUAUCAAGAUGGCAAAUUCAUGCCGUCGUUUGAAUUAUUAGAGAUCUUGCACAAGGAAUCUGCAAAUGUUCAAGCGAGUGUUGUUUCGAAAUUCAAGUCAAUCAUCAAUUUAAAAACUCCAGCUACAUAUUUAAACGUAGCACUGUUUGCAAGUAAGAAUUCGAGUACUCAAGCGUUUGCAGCUUGUCGAACCGAUCGUGGUAUCUCUAUGUUCAUGUUGACCGAAGAAAGUGAUAUAUCGUCAAAUAUUACAAGUGAAAGUUUUGUCAGCGAAGAUAAAGACAUGAUUUACGACCAAGAUGCUGUGUCGAUUGCUGAGUCUUUGGCGAGUACACCAAUUUCGUUUCUCUUGCAGGAGCAAAAUAUGAAGCAGAUUCAGGCAAAUCUUAACAUCUGUAUGAGUUGUAUUGGCGAAAGUGACGAAGAUUCUCGUGUCAUUCUUAACAACUUGUUAGCAGUAGCAGCGAAAAUUCGCGAACAUUUAAGCUCGUCACCAUGUUUUUCCCUCGAUCUAACAUUGUUAUCGCGUUGGUGUGACGAAAUUAGUGAGUUGUCGUACAAAUGGACAACAUUCCAGCUACUAUAUGAUAUAAGUACAGAAUCAUAUGGUAUGACUCGAUUUGAAAAGUGGCAACAAUUUCAAGUCAAGGCAGUGAGUGACAUCAUGCUUACAUAUAUUGAAAUGGGUUGCAUGAGGGCUGUAAGGAUAUUAUGGGAUCGUCACGUUGAUGAGGUCAUCAUACGUAAUAUUGGAAUACUGCUAGAACACUUGCCACCGUCCCUUCCACUUUCAGCAUUUGCACCAUGGAUUCAAUCUAGAGUUUUACCAAGUCUUUUGACUUAUCUAGAGCAAAGUCAGAUUGUCAAAGCAGUGGACAGUACAGAAGCAAGAAGAGAAGAUUUGCUCGCUAAUGUGGUGAUGUGGAUUCUUAAAAGAGCGGAAGCUGCAGCUGCACAAAGUGACAUUGACACUGCCAUUGGUAUUUGCAAUUUGCUCAGAAGUUUGGAUGCAGAAAUUGCAAUGGAUGUUGCGGUGGUGUAUCCGAAUGGGUCCAAAAGUCAAACGUUAAGUAAAUUGAACGACCCAGCGCAGAGCGCUGAAGCAUCAUGGGAGUUAAACCUAUCUGAACGUCUGGAGCAGCUGUAUGAUAAGUUACGACACGUUCAAUAUCUUGCGGUGGAGCAUCAUUUUGUCAUUUCUUUUCCUGUUUUUGAAGGUGAGACACCUGCGACGAUUGCGAUGAGUAUGAUGGACCGAGGAUUAGAUGCAGAUUCACUCAAAACGGAAGUAAACGAGCAUGUGCAAAAGUAUUUGCGGGCUUAUAACGUUGAUGUCGAUUUGGUCUUAUACGAAUACGUCACGGAGCUUGCAGAAUCUAUUUCGACUUGCGAUUCUACCGGAGAAAGCAGAGUUUUAGUGUUGCUUGAUGAGAUUCAAAAUGAAAAUUUACGAGUUGAUGCGACAUUAGCGAUACUACGAUCAGUUAUCCCUCCAUAUUCGGACACACUUAAAAACUACGUCACUCAUUGCACUCGAUGGGAAACGGAGCGUGUUCAUGAGAUCAAAGAGCGUGUACGUUUGAUGAAAAUUCAGGAUAUGCUCACGAAGUAUAACAUUAAGCGUUAUGAUUCGACCGACACAAAGAGUGCGUCACGAUAUAUGUCACAUAUUCUGACUCAUGUGUCAAUGCCCACUGCUUUCAAAGAUGCGAUGCUAUUGAUCGAUGCACAUUCUGGUCUGCGCUGUGAUAGAGCGGCAGUUCUCUUUACCGAGAAUUUGUUUUAUAUCGCUGAAGAAACAUCGAGUGAUCGAAUAUCGAAUGAGGUUUCCAUCAGGGUGGCGAGCGCAAUGGAAGCAUUUGCUGAAGUGAAGAAGCGAAUAGAUUUGUCUAUGUUGCACGCGUCUUUGCUGGAAGAAGUUGUAGAAUUUGGUGUGAUGUUGCUGGAGGUGGAGGCUGAAGAGAUGGAGCAAGCAUAUGAUAAAAGUACGAAUAAGCCGCAAUCUUUCGUUCUUUGUAUGCUUAGGUCUCUUGUUGAAGCGUUUGUAUCCGAGCUCAAGUCAUUGUUGAGAUUUGCGUCUACGGACUCGAUCAGAGAUUACGUCGAGAGUUCAGAGUAUUUGCUGUCUGAUGCGUUACUGACAGAUCUCAACACAAUCUGCUACAUUGAGGCCGAAUUUGGACUUUUACUUUCAAUCUCGGCUUUACGUGAUCCAAAAGUUUGCAAGAAAAAGUUAAAGAAUCUGAUAAAACCUGACGUUUUGUUCCGUGGAAAUGAUGAGUUGAAAAGUACAAAUGAUUGCGUUGUGGAUGCGACGGGCUCGGUGAGAGGCAAAGGAAAGAAACGAGCUGCAGUAUUGACUCAACUCAGUAAUGCUGAAAAGAGACAACGAAAUAGUCAAUCUAUUGAACAUCAACCGUCAUGUUUUACAGACUUAAAAUUGCGUCCCAAUCGCGCGCUACAGCAAGACGACGAGAAAAUUCGGCUUAGUUUUAAUUUGAAUCGAUUCGCUUCUGCUGUGGGCAUUGAUGCCGAAAAGUGUCGAGUUUUAAUCGCUCAAGUGGCGGUCGAAUGUGGCUUUAUCUUGCAAGCAGUACAUUGGACUCGGGGAUUAUUUAUCAAAAAACUCAGUGGCCGAAGCAACAGCUCCAUCUUAUCAAAUAGUUCAAAACAUACUGUUUUUUCAAGCAAGAUGAAUCUCGCCAAGACAUUGAAAAAAUUUGUGCUUUCUCUUUUGUCGUACUCGUCAAGUGACGGGAUCUAUGGUGAGGUGAUUCCACAUAAUCAGUCACAUAUUCAAGUUGAUUUAGCACAGGCUCAAGCUCUGACAUACGCGUUAGAAUUGUUGAGCUUUGCGCUCUGCACGUGCGACAAGGAAGACCUAGACGAGCUGCUGCUUCUAUUCAAGAUGACGAGUCAUGUGAAUGAGGCACUGCAGCUUACACAACACAAUGAUUCAAAAACAAAGAUAAAUGAAGGAUGGUGGAAGUUAUACCCACGCUGGUAUCGAGGAGAUGCGUGUGCUUUGACUAGCUACAAGACAAUGAAGCUAAUGAAGAAGUUUGCGAUGACUGAAUACGAUAAUAUUAGGCGCAAAGGCCAAGAUAAAGAUUUGAUUGCAUUUAAGCACUAUGUAUCCUUUCUUGUCGAACAGCGAGCGGAUCUGCUUAGUUUGCAGGCUUUGAUGUCCAUGCCUGAACUGGAUGAGGAAGCAGCGAUCGUUGCAAAUAACCAAAUGAUCAAACUCUUGCUAAGCGUUUUUCAGUCACAGGAAAUCGACAACCACCUGGCGCUGGGACUGAUGCUCUCAAUGAAACAAGAGGAUGCUUUUCAUGCCUUUCGAAAGCAAAUCUCGCGCGAAAAUGUGGCAAAAGACUUUCAACGUUUUCAGCACCUUGCAUUAAUUGGUGCAGAUGCUGCUAGAGCGUGGCAGCAGAUUGCAUUUUUACACCAGUGUGUGGAAUUGGAAGAAAAUGCAAGAUGGUGGCAUUACCUCACUCUUCUCGGCAUUGAAUGCGACCACAAAGCUUUUCAUAGUAAACGUCGUAACUUGGCGUACAUUCGCCGCCUCGUACCACAGCUACUCACUCGAAGCUCAUACGAUUUUUACACGGUAUUAGAGUUUACGCGUUACUACCAAAUUGACGACAGCUUUACAGCUCUAGUAUAUGUACAAGUGCUGUUAGUGGAGCCAUCUGCUACUACAAAUUUAGAAUACCAAGACAAAAUUGCAGGCGUGCUUUCUGACAUUCAUGAGCAGCAUUUGAUCAAAAUGUUACUGAAAAGUAUUGGCAAGAUUUCGGGUCACGAUUACGACCGGCUCCUAUUUGCAUUUCGACUGUUGCUAGAGAAAACGACUUACUGUGAACGGAAAGAGGUCACGCGACGAAUGGAGAUUUUGCGCAUUUUGAAGGAGUUUGCUGCAUUUUCAAGUCGGAAUAUCCAACCGCUUAAUAAACACGUGAUUCGAGAUAGUAAGCGUCUUAGUCACGAUGUUUCAUUUCAUGAGCUGAUGGCUAAACCUCGUGAAGUGCUAUCUCGACUAGUUAGCAGAGAAAAUUUUGAGUCUUUGAUUCAACUCGCAGAACCUCUCCAAUUACAACGAAACGAAUUACUGAUGUUGCUUUUGAAGAAUAUGAUAGAUACACAUCUCAAGUGUACAUCAACGAUAGAAAGAGACAGAUGCACCACAAUGAUCGCUUUUGGUGCUUUCGAAGGAAUACUGCAAGGCUUAAGCGACAUUGAGAGUCGAGUAACUGCUGCCGAGUGGCUUGCCGAGAAUUUUCCGUUAGGUGACGAGAAGCUAAAAGCACUCAAUUUUGCAUUGAAAGCGGCUGAAUCAAGUCAAGAGGAAUUUGAAAGUCUGACCAAUACCUCAUUUACUGGGCGUGAAGCUUUGACGCGUCUGGAAGCCAAAGUGCUCAAAGUUAAAGUGGAAAUGCUUCUCCGCAAGGCAAAAUUGCAAACGUCUAAUGGGGCAGAAGUGAACAAUGUCCAAGUGCAAACUAAUCAGCUCGUCGCAUUAGUGUCAGAGCCUGAAAAACUGUUCCGAGAACUGUAUAAACGGUGUGCUUUGGAGUGUUUCGAUGAAAAAAAUGAUGUGCUCGAUGCAUUGGCUUCUAAUAUAGGAAAUUUGCUUCACUUGCCUCAAGCGAAGAUCCGCCUUGACUUGGUUCGUGAAUGGCUUGUUACAGACGCAGUGCAUUUUGACAAGGUCGUAACAAGCCAGGAAGAUCCGUUUGAGCACGUUCAAGAAGAGAAACUGCACAAGAUUGAUCAAGACUUUGUAAAACGAAUUGUUUGUUUGGCAAGUAAAAGUGUCAAAAUUGGGAAUUCGUUUGGUGAGCAAGUUUUUAGCUUUCUGGUUGAGUUUGCAAGAGACUCGCGUCCGCGGACAGGUGUCACAUUUCGUGCAAAGUUGAGAGCACUUUGUGUAAUCCAGCGCUUGAGUCAGUUAUAUCGUGCUGCUGUGGUACGAAUCGUGGAUUCCAAGUACAAUGUCGAAAAUACCGACUCGUUCUUGAUAGAGCUGGUAGAAUAUCGAAAACACUGCACUCAUAUGGUUACUUUUGAAGAACAUCGUGUACCGUACGAUAUGGCAUACUUGUUGGAAUGUGAUAAAGAGGUGCUCACGCGCAGUAUUCUUCAAAGAUUUUCACUACAUGAGCCUUGGGUGCUACAAUGUGCUAGUCAUCUCAUGCUUGAGUUUGGAAUUGAAGCGCUAGAUCUUUGGGAGGAUGUCCUGACAAACAUGCUGCAGUUGGGAAUGAUUCGAUCUCUUCAUGCAAUUCUAGAAGCUUUGAGCUCAAAGGUGUUUGUACGCUCACUCAAGUGUGGCCGGCAUGUAUGGGAAAAAGUAUUGAUCUCUCCCCUAUUUUUUCUGAAAGAUAGACUUCAACAUCAGUCGACAUCUGGACAAGACACGAGCGAAUGCGAUAGGUUAUCAAAAUUUAAACAUGAGAGAAAUGUUGCUUCGCCGAGCUUUGCUGGAAUACCCAUCGUCAAUAUCCGUUGUGUCUUGGAAAGAAUGGUAAAGUUGCUUCAAAGAUGCCCAUUUCUUGACCAGAUUGACGUACCUGCUAUCGUUAAACAUGUUCGAGAUCUUGCUACUUUAGCCGAAGAUGAAGCGAAUGGGGCAGAGAUUGCUCGACAAAUUGAUUUGAAUGGCUGUGGGAUCAAGUGUGCUAUGGUCAUUCCACAGCCACUAGCUCGAUAUGAGUCUCUUGUUGAGUAUAUCCAUGCCAAAGCUUACGAUUCGGUAUAUAAUGAGUUGCUGGAAAACUUUUGCUUCAUCGAUUGCAAACCCGGUAUCGACAAUAACGAUGAAGAAAUUGGACACGAUUACCGCUUGAUCCAGAAAUGCUUUUCAGAAGCUGCAAAACGAAAAGACUAUGCGUUUAUCAUGAACACUCGAUUAGAGACUCAAUUUAUUGAAUAUUUGGCCGCAAAUGCCAGCAUCGACUAUCUGGUCUCGUUAUUAUUGGCUGACGAGCGCAUGGAGGCAGCUUUAAAGGCGGUGGAGUUCUAUUAUAAGUAUCACCCAUCAACAGCCCCGUCAAUAAAGAAAAGUGCUUGCUUUGAGUCUGAUAGUAAUCAAGAGGUAGGAGCUUCUAGUCUCACACGCUGGGAAAUACUGGACGCGUACUUGGCUUCUUCAACGUCAGAACAUCUGACACAGUAUCAAGCGUCAAAACAAUUUUGUGAAGAUGAAUGA